CUGGGGUCUGCUCGUUUGUGUCAAGCGCAAUUCAAUAUUUGCACGGUGGCCGACUGGUCGGAGCGUCUGCCUCGCAGUUCCGAGGAGCCGGGUUCGAUCCCCGGCCCCGCCUGUGUGGAGUUCGCAUGUUCUCCCCGUGCCUGCGUGGCUUUUCUCCCACAUCCCCAAAACAUGCAUGCUAGGUUAAUUGACAACUCCUGCCCGAUGCCAGCUGGGAUAGGCUCCACCGCGCCCGCGCGCCCGCGAGCCCGCGGCUCAGAAAAUGGAUGGAUGGACGGACGGAUGGACAAACUUCAGUCCUCGUUGCUUGCUGCUCCUUGGCUGCACAUGCACGAGCGUCACUUAAACAGCAGCGUGAACGCGCGAGCUCGGCUGACAGGAGGAGGAGGAGGAAGGAAGGAAGGAAGGAAGGUAGGAGAAGGAGGAAGGAAGGAAAGAAGGAAGGACGGACGGACGAGCCCGGCUGGUGAAAAGGAGGGCAAUGGAGCGCAUUUGCCUCCCAGCGCGCCGCAAGGCGAAGCUGGACCUUUUAUUUGUAUUCCGCUUUGUGUGAAUCGGGAGCAUUGUGUUGGAUACGUUUUUCAUUUUUCAGGGAGCGUGAGUCCUUCUUCAAGACUGUUGCCCCCCCCCCCCCCGCCCCCCCCCGCCGCAUGCAUUCAUGCGGAAUUACGCACGCUUUCCUGGAUGACACACACAGUUGUUGUUUUUUUGGGGGGGGGAUCAUGUAGUGUUCGGACAGCGAGGGGGUUUGUGCUUCUUGCUGACCGAUAACAAAGUGACGUUUGACACUAAAGCGGACCUGAGCGCAGCGCUCACGUGCUCGCCGCCACCAUGCCGGCACCGUGACCCGGCGGCCGUCUCGUGCGCACACCGCGGCACCCGGAGCGACAGCGGGCAGCGGCCAUGGCGGCCGCCAUCGCCAGCGGGCUGAUCCGGCAGAAGCGGCAGGCGCGGGAGCAGCAUUUGGACCGGCCCUCCACCAACCGGCGCCGGAAGAGCCCCAGCAAGAACAAGGGCCUGUGCAACGGCAACCUGGUGGACAUCUUCUCCAAAGUGCGCAUCUUUGGCCUCAGGAAGCGCAGACUACGGAGACAAGAUCCCCAGCUCAAGGGCAUAGUGACCAGGUUAUACUGCAGACAGGGCUACUACUUGCAAAUGAAUCCCGAUGGCUCUCUCGAUGGCACCAAGGACGACAGCAGUAAUUCCUCUUUGUUCAACCUCAUUCCCGUGGGCCUCCGAGUCGUCGCCAUUCAGUCUGUGAAGACGGGCUUGUACAUCGCCAUGAACGGGGAGGGUCAUCUCUACACAUCAGAACUCUUCACGGCAGAGUGCAAAUUCAAAGAGUCGGUAUUCGAGAACUACUACGUCAUCUACUCGUCCAUGUUGUACCGACAGCAGGAGUCGGGUCGGGCCUGGUUCCUCGGUCUCAAUAAAGAGGGUCAAGCCAUGAAGGGGAACCGAGUGAAGAAAACCAAACCGGCCGCCCACUUCCUGCCCAAGCCAUUAGAAGUCGCCAUGUACCGAGAGCCAUCGCUGCACGACGUCGGCGAGACGGUGCCCAAAGCGGCGGUCCCGGCCAGUAAAAGCACAAGUGAGCCUGUGGUGAUGAACGGAGGCAAACCUGUAAGCAAGCCCGACAAACCAGCCACAUAACCACGCCCCGCCUCCCCCCUUGACUGAUCGCUGUGUGCCCGGGCGAUGGCGGCGGACCUUUUCCCCUUCGCUAGAGCGUCUUUCCUCGGCGGAUCCGGCCCAACCUUUCUUCUGUUUCUUCUCUUGCUCCUCCACUUUUGUCUCUGCCUCGUCCUCGCCCUUUUUCCAGCGGUCUGGUGCAGGAAUUCUUAGGUGGAGCCUGGGGGAGGGUACUGGCAGGGCGGCGGUCGAGUUCCCCAGCGCAGGAGGACAAUAUCAGACCUCUCUGAUCCUGGAAUGCCUUUAAAAAUCCCUCCGGAACUGUGAGGUUGUGGUGUGAACGUGUGUUUUACAGCCACUUGGCUUGCCGUGGGUUCUUACAAAAAACCUUGUAAGAAUCCCUUCUUUGAUGCCCUAUUGCAGAGGAAGUCUGUGCACCUGCAGACCUAUUUUCUAUACCAUGGUUCACCAGCUAUGUUCUGGGAUAGCGGCUGUAUAGAUAGAGUAAAUAUGUGGACGACUGUCCUCUAUUUUUUAAUGAAUAUGUCCCCCUUCCUCUCUUCUCUUUUCUAGAACCAGUCACACACUUUCCUCUUUGACCUUAGAAACAGACACAAACGACUGCAUACAGACACACAAAAACGGUAGGAUGUUGGUUUUUUUGGUUUUGUUCUUACAGCACCUGCAAUCGUUGUUGAUGGAGUGCUAGUUACCGCCAGCGCAACAAUCAGUGCAAUGGGGCUCUCCGCAAACACAUUUGCAAAAAGGGAUGUGGGCGGGAAAAGCGCUGUACGGGAAUGGUGUCUACAUAUCACAAAAGUCCCACCAAGCGUAAGUUCAGCGGGCCGCCUUCUCCGGUAAAUCUAUUUUUCUUGAAGUUAAUUUCCGAGCGCGGGCUCUAGGAAUAUCUCUCGCCGUUGUGGGCCUCGGUUGCCGACUUGCUGAGCUUCUUAGGCUCGAGACUUUUGGCCGAGAUGGUCACUACGACACGGGCAGGCAGCCCCUUCCGCAACGUUUCCAACAUUUGUCAGCUGCGUCUGCAAACUCAAGCAUGGGCAAGAUUGAUCUUGUGUUCUGUCUCUCUUGAAGCAACAACGUAUAUUGUGACAUUUUCAUUGUGUGAUAUCAAGGUACUGGGGGGGAUUACUUAAAAGAGGUUUUUAAAAAGGUAGGUUAUUAUUCAAGAGCAAUCGUCUCCUAGCUCAGCAUGCAGAGUCCAGUACUGAUCCUUCUGGCCUAUCACGUGCCUGUUUUCAACUUCGAUUUUUCCCGGCAUGCAAAAAGCGGUUCCCAGUCCCCACUGGGCCAAAGGUGCCUCGCCCACCCGACCCCCCGCCCAUUACACGUAGCAUCGUUAGCAUAGCGAGAAUCACCCGGCUCACUCUGAACUGACCAAAGGCUUUUUCCCCCUCACCAAUCAGGAAGAUUCUUCGAAAAUCCUCUCAAAUCAUCCACGCUUUCACUGUGAUAGCUUUUUGUUCCCGACCCCGUCCGAGAUGUUUGCGUGACCGCCGCCCAGCUAUGCUACUCUGUGGAAAGGUCUUAACUUGAUGUCAUUUUGCAGAGCUUUGUCUACCUUCAAUUAGUCACAUGCAUGUACUUUCCGAGGCGUCGGGAUAUAGAGUACGUAGUGUAGGACUUGACACGGGCAUGUCGCGGGCUACGGCACCCUCGCAAGCUAAUCUGCAUUUUCACCUCGUUACUCUCAUCAUGACUGUUAGCAGAUGAUGACCAAUACGUGACAUUUGUCUUGCUUUGAUCGGGCUUUUCCAACUACUUUAAUUUCUUUCAGGUUGAGAAAGUUAACAUUUUUACAAUGUUGAUCAGGAAUAAGACUCGACCGAUUUGUUAGUAUGAGUAAAUGUAGGAGCUGGAAAGCGUUGCGAUUGUGUGUUUGCGUCAAUUCUCAGUCAUCCAGGUCAUUGUAAUCCACAAAAUAUGGAGACGGAAAUUGUAGAAUUCUAGUUGCCUUCUUCGACUCUUCAAAGACAACUCGACUUUUUGGUUGUUGAACUUCACUUCUGUUCAACUUUGAAAGGCAACUAGACAUAAGUCUUGGUUGUUCAACAACCAAGAAGACGUUCAGUUCCCUUGACAACUGCGCCAGUUGUCUGUUAUCGAAUUUCGAAGGAAACUAGACUCCUCAGUUUAACUGGACUCUAUUGCCUUUUAGUCAACUUCUAAGGAAACUACAGUUGAAUGCUUCUCGGAACUCGACUUUGACAACUUUGAAACAACCAAGAAAUUAGUUGCCGUCCAUCCAACUUCCGACUUCUUCUUGAUUGUUAAACUGGACUUCUAUUCAACUUCAAAACAAUCAAAGUCAAGUUGCCUUCUUUUAGACUUAAAAAAAACCGAAUUGACUUCUUCUUGGUGGACUUCAAUAGAACUUUGAAACAACCAAAAACAAGUCCAGUUGCCUUCAGUUAAACUUCAAAGGCAAGCCAAGUUCAAUUUUGUAAACGGCUGCUAUGUUAAAACGUGUUUGGAUCCGCAUCACCACUUUGUUUCCUUCUCCCAAUUUCCUGAUACGGGUCAUGUGCGGUGUCAUUUGCCCUCAUUCCCUCCGAUGUACUGUACUUGCGCGUACUUGUUUAUUGUGAUCAUUUUGUCCCACUUUUUGCAUGGUGGAGAGAAAGGUGUCGACGAACUGCAUGUAACGUACGAUAUGUCUAUCACCAACUGUUGGUAUGUAUCGCUACAUUUUUUUAAAACGACGUAUAUGCAAAAUGUUUGUCGGCACCGUACAGUUCGUUUAUUGUAUACAGGCGUACAAAACGUUCAAUAUUUAGGCGAGGGAGUGCUGUAAAUGUAGGAUGCAAUGCGCAGUGUGUGCAGUAUAUGUUUGCACCUGGAAAGGUAACAAAUAUGGUACUGGAAUUACAAAGGAGUAUUAGGAACACUGAAAAGAAAAAAGUAACAAUAAACUAUAAGGGAAUGACUAUUUUCUUUGUUCUCAUCAACCUCUUGUCAAAAAAGGUAUACAUUCCUGGAACAUUAUGACUUUAUUCCAAUAAAAUCACAAUUCUAUUCUUGUAGGAUUAAAACAACAAUAUUUUGGCUUUUCUUCCAAUGUUAUAUUUUGGGUAAGAUAACUUCUUUCUUGAAAAAUCUUGACUAUUUAUUCUUAUAAGAUUACACAUUUUCUUUGGCAAACAAUAUAACCUUACUCUCAUAAGAUUCUGACUUUUGUUUCUUUUUCAGAAAACUGUAACAUAACUGUAUUUCUCUUAAAAGCUCAUUCACCGCCAGCCUUCCCAGUUAACAUGAAUAUUUGACUUCUAAAGCCGUCAAUGGCAGUGAAUGUGUUUUAAAAUUAGUUUUUCCCUCAUAAAAGUACAACUUUAUUCUCUCUAAAUUUAGGACUUCAGUCUCAUCGUAGAAUUAUUUUCCUUCUUUUUCAUGUGACCUAGUUUUAUUAUUGCGUCCCUUCUUGAAGUUUAUUGACAAAAGAGUUGGAAAACACAAUUAGGUAAUCCCCAAACUCAUAAAUGAGUUCUCUUCUGAACGGAUGCAAAUUCCCACCCGAGCGGACGCUGUCGGAGAUGCAAAGGGGGCCAGCUCCAUAUUUAUUUUCAUUUUCG
Molecule: messenger RNA, 5216 nt
Organism: Phyllopteryx taeniolatus (common seadragon)
Lineage: Eukaryota; Metazoa; Chordata; Actinopteri; Syngnathiformes; Syngnathidae
Gene: fgf14
Product: fibroblast growth factor 14
Exons: 5
Coding region: 904-1653 (249 amino acids)
Biological process (GO): positive regulation of protein phosphorylation; regulation of cell migration; positive regulation of cell population proliferation
Cellular component (GO): cytoplasm
Molecular function (GO): growth factor activity; fibroblast growth factor receptor binding
Source: RefSeq, a predicted model, not a curated record